UAAGAGCAAGAAGAACAAGGACAUGCUUCUGUUUUCUAUGUAACAGGAUGUGUUUAACUCUUCACAUGAUGAAGUACACAGUCUGUUGAGCCUCUCUGUAUUUACUCAGAGGUCAGAGAGACCUGCGAGUGAAGACAUUCUAGUCACCGUUCACUAGUAAAACCGGUCUUGAAGGGGGGACAGCUAGUGAGAGAUGCGAUUGGAUCGUUCAGAAUUAGAUUCACUAAUGAGAGGACUUGCUUACUGUUACAGUAGAUUAGCAUCAGUGUUAUCAUUGGUUGAAUUUUCUGUACCCUGCCACUCUGAAUCAAACUCUGCCUUCUAUCAACAUAAUGACAUGUUGAUCUAAGUUAAGUCAAACGAACCGCAUGCUUUGUAGAAGAGAGUGAGGGAAGAGAGAGCGUUUUCACAUCAUGUUGUAUUUUAAACCAGUGGUUUUGGGCUCAAACAUAAAUGCUGUGAGACACAGGCCUGCAAGACUCCAGCCUAAACACAGGUCCGAGCACAAGUGCACACAGAACAAAAACCUUUUGCUUGACAAUGCAUCAUGUAUAGCUUAUUAACAUGUACUGUAUUACUUAUAACGGAUAGUCACGUUAGUGUAUAUUAAAGAACUCUAUUUUUGAUAGGUUUUCCUUUCCAUAAUUGUUGCUAGUGUAACUAUGUUGUGUGAAAUAGCAUUUUGGAUGUCUUUAUAUAAACUUGAGUACUUAUAUCUGUUUUGAAACAUAUUGACACUAGCUUGUUAUUUAACGACGCAACAAUCUCAUAGUUUGUGUGAAGUUCUGGUUAUCACGGUAUUGGUGAGGCGGCGGUAUAAUCUACAACUUAAAUAAAAAGAUGAAAGAAUAAAAAGAAUUGUAGUUUGUUAAUAAUAGUUUUUUACACACACACACACACACACACACACACACACACACACACACACACACACACACACACACACACACACACACACACACACGGAAGACCCCUGUGUUGACCCAUAAAAGCUCAUGGUUCCAAAACUGGCAGUGAGGGAACCAUGGAAACUAUUAUUUAAUUAGAAACAAACACAUUGUAGCUAGGAUACAGAUUGUAUCCUAGAUGGUGGCAUAAUUAACACCUCCUAAAUGCAGUGUUAUUUUAUAGCUCAAUAACUUCCUUUGAGGAAAAAUAGCCAGGCUAUACAAUGGCUAGCAUAAGACGAGUCAAGGUGAAUUGUUAUCUUUCCUUAAAUGACCUUUAGUAUUCAUUUCAUUGACUGAAGACAACAAAACACAAAGCACGACCAGGGACGGGAGGCCAUGGAUGUGACGCAGGAAGUGGAUGGCUUCGAGCAGGAAGUGGGCCUGGAGAGGGCGAUGAGCGCGACCACGUGUGACGUCUUCAACGAGCUGCGUCUGGGGGGGCAGCUGUGCGACGCGGUCAUAGAGGCGGAGGGGCGGCGGUUCAACGCUCACAAGAACAUCCUGUGUGGCUGCAGUCCCUACUUCAGGGCCCUGUUCACCAGCGCGGGCGCCCCCCCCCGGCCGGCGGGGGUGUACCCCAUCCCGGGCGUGGCGGCCGACACCAUGCAGCUGCUCCUGGAGUACGCCUACACCCGGCGGCUGGCCGUCAGCGCGGACACGGUGGAGGCCCUGCUGGUGGCGGCCGACUACCUGUCGGUGCCGGGCGCCGUGCGGGCCUGCUGCCGCUACCUGGGCGCCCGGCUCAGCGUGGCCAACGUGGUGGGCGUCUGGCGGCUGACCGCCCACUACCCGCUGCCCAGGCUGCGGCGCCAGGCCUACGGGUUCCUGCUGCGCUGCUUCGAGGAGGUGGCCCGCGCCUCGGAGGAGUUCCCCGAGCUGGCCCCGGGGGAGCUGGAGCGCCUCCUGGGGGAGGACGGCCUCAACGCCGCCCGCGAGGAGGCCGUGUUCGAGGCGCUGCUGCGCUGGGUCUCCCACGACGAGGAGGGCCGACGGGGCCACCUCGCACAGCUGCUGCUCAAGGUCCGCAUGGGUCUGAUGGACCCCGAGUACUUCCUGAGCCGCGUGGAGAGCCACCCCCUGGUGCGGCGCGACACGCGCUGCAGCCCCGCCGUCACCGCCAUGCUGCGGCUCAUCGGCGCCUGCGACGCGAGCGCCCGCCUGGACGUCCUCAACCCCCUGACGCGCCCCCGCCUGCCGCCCGCCGUGCUGCUGGCCGUGGGCGGCUGGAGCGGCGGCGCGCCCACCGGCAGCGUGGAGUCGUACGACGCGCGCGCCGACCGAUGGGUGGGCGUGCCCGUCGAGGGGGAGGAGCCCAGGGCGUACCACGGCGUGGUCGUGCUCGGCGACGCCCUCUACUGCGUGGGCGGCUUCGACGGCGUCCAGUACUUCAACAGCGUGCGGCGCUUCGACCUGGCGGCCUGCCGCUGGCGCCCCGCGGCGCCCAUGCACGCACGGCGCUGCUACGUGAGCGUGGCGGCGCUGGACGGCUGCGUCUACGCCAUGGGCGGCUACGACGGCCACGAGCGGCUCAGCAGCCUGGAGCGCUACCGCCCCCACGGGAACCAGUGGACGCCGCUGGCCGCCAUGAGCGAGGCCCGCAGCGACGCCAGCGCCACCACGCUCCACGGCAAGGUGUACAUCUGCGGGGGGUUCAACGGCUCCGUGUGUCUGGACAGCGCAGAGUGCUACGACCCGCGGGCCGACCAGUGGACCCUCCUCCCCCCCAUGGGCGGGCCCCGCAGCGGGGUGGGGGUCAUGGCCUACAGGGACCAGGUCUACGCGCUGGGGGGCUUCGACGGCGUGGACCGCCUGCUCAGCGUGGAGGCGUUCAGCCCGGGCGCCGCCGCGUGGCGCGCGGCGCCCGCCAUGCUCGGCCCGCGCAGUAACUUCGGCGUGGAGGUGCUGGAGGGCCGGCUGUACGUGGCGGGCGGCUUCAACGGCCACAGCACCUCCUUCAGCGCAGAGCGCUACGACGGCGCCACGGGGGCGUGGAGCGCCGUGCGCGACAUGGCCGUGCACCGCAGCGCGCUGAGCUGCUGCGUGGUCACGGGGCUGGCCGACCUGGCCGAAUACGCCUUCCCGCGUCCCCCACCGGCCCCGCCCGCACUCCCCGACCAAGACUUUGAUUAAACAUCAGUUCAUUGAGGACUUAUGUUUGACUUAUUUAGUUUUUUACAUUUAUAAAUUAGGCUACAGUUAUAUUUAUGUAAGUAUUACUUCUUCCACUAACACAAAUACUCUAAGACUUAAAUAUGUAUUAUUUUUAUUCUUCAUCUUAGUGUUGGGCUUUUGACUUCAUUACAACAUUACGUUUACUUGUUUUUUAUAUUGAGCAAUUGAUAAUGUUUUAUUUGAAGUGUACUGCUAUUACUAAUUAAUUUCGCUUUGGGGAUGAACGAAGAUGGCUUACCAAUCUUAUAUGAUAUAGAGCAGGGCUAUUCAACGUCCUUAUCAAGUGGGCCGAAAAGGAAAACCACUGUGGGUGCAUGGGCCACACAGAGUAAAACUACGUGAAUGAAUCGCUACAAAUAAAUCGUACUUAAAGUAGUGUUAACUUAAUAUAUAUAGUACUACUACAUGGAAUAAACUUGUCAGACACAUUCCUUCCUUCUUCACUUUUAAUCGUAUCAUUAUAAAAUAUUUUGUUCUCACAUAUUUUGGACACGUAUUUAGAAUUAAACAAUGUUGUUUGAAUCAUCACAAAACAGAACUACUGUACAUAUGAGACAUUUUGAGCCAGUGAGUCAGUGAGAAAGAUUGCACUGCCUUGUUUGCCUCAUCCUGAGACACUCAUGCAGCUUCUCAUAGGUCAUGGAGCAACGUGCCCUUGUUCUGAUGGCAUUCAUAUGAGGAAAGCUAGACUCAAACGUAUCGGUUGAGCCAAACAUUGUCAGAAUAAGAGAUGCCAGUUCCGGAUUGUGGGGUACUGAUACUGGCUAGUAUCACCGGCUACACACAGAAACCUGAUUUGCAUUCAACUAUGUUUCUCCUUUAUUUUAUUUAUUUUUUGCAUGGAACCUCUUGCGGGCCAGAAAAAAAUUAAGAGGGGCCGCAUUUGGCCCACGGGCCGCUAGUUGAAUAGGCCUGAUAUAGAGUA
Messenger RNA from Gadus macrocephalus (Pacific cod), 4047 nucleotides. RefSeq names its product kelch-like protein 10. The transcript has 5 exons. Gene Ontology annotation, molecular function: protein binding. The record is from RefSeq and is a predicted model, not a curated record. NCBI's taxonomy places the organism in Eukaryota, Metazoa, Chordata, Actinopteri, Gadiformes, Gadidae. The coding region runs from base 1287 to 3080 and encodes 597 amino acids.